This is a messenger RNA of Trypanosoma rangeli, 1374 nucleotides long. RefSeq lists its product as uncharacterized. Lineage: Eukaryota; Euglenozoa; Kinetoplastea; Trypanosomatida; Trypanosomatidae. The transcript has a single exon. Bases 1 to 1374 code for a protein of 457 amino acids. The record is from RefSeq and is a predicted model, not a curated record.
AUGGCCAGGCGACAGCGUGUGCCGCACCACAAGGAGCACAGACGGAGGCGCAACAAGAACCCAAAGUUGUCGCCAUUCCAGCGUGAGCAGAAGCGCAAGAAGUUGGCCAACCAGGUUCCGAUAUCAUCCAUGAAGAACGACAGCCUGCGUGAUUACCCCGUAAGUCAGAGGACCGUGAUGAAAUACCUCAUGGCAAAGAAGAACCGGCUUCAGGAACGACGUCGGCAGCGAGAAGAAGGGCUGCAAAAGAAACAGAGGGAUACGGAGGAACAAAUAUCAACCACGGCAACAAAUAGUGAGCAACGGUGUGAGUUCAACGGGUGUGCCUCCUCCCCUACCGUCACUUUUUCUUCAGUUACACAGACGACACUUCCAUCAAACGUGAGCCCCCCCGCCACGGAGGUGGUGGCAAAGAAAAGGAAGGAGAACUGUGUGAAGAAGGCAAAGAAGACGUCACUCAUCACACCUGUGGCCCUCAACGAGGAAAUAGCUGCAUCGCUUACACGCCCCAUCAUAGCCUUCAAAACACUCGAUGCUGAGGAGCGGGAGAGGCAAGAAGACAGCGUGGAAGCCAUUAUUGCGAGGAAGAAGGAAAAAAAGCAUCGAAAGAAGGCAGAAGCUCGACGGGAACGUGUUCGGGAGGCCCUGCGCAAGACGGAAGAGCAACUGAAGGAGGAAGUUUUUUCUGUCAAAGGUGGUAAGAAGCGCAAUAGAGCAGAUCGGGUUGACGCCAAAAAUGCUGCUUUUGAAAGGAAGCUGAAGCAGAUGCAGCGGGAAAAGGAAAAAACAGAGUCUGCGGCUGCGGCUGAGAAAAAAACCGCAGGAAAGAGUGAAAAGGAUACCAAAAAAAGAAGCCGCAAGCAGAUUACAUUUUCAGAUGGGGUCGAGAACACAGGGACGGAUGCCCCUCACAGAGCGAUGCGUUACCCAGGAGACAAAGGCUCUAAGGUGCCCCGUGACUUCUGCGAGUUGGUGGAUGUUGUGCGGUACGGCGAACGUGUGGAGGCUCCCCCCGUCUUUGAUGCCCUUCCGCGCCACGACGCUUCCAUCUCCCGUCUAGCCAAAAGACUGGAAUUCUCUUCGCGGGAGUCCUCCAAAAAAGGGAUUGCGUCGUCGCAGCAUGAGCGCCUGCAGCUCUUGUCCUCAGUUAGCGGUGUUGGGGAGGGACGGCGUUUAGAGAGGCUUGGCUUGGGGCCCGUUGCCACGUCCGCGGCGCCGACUCGCCCCGUCGGUGCAUUCAAGAAACUGUCCAAGGAGGAGGAGAUGCAGCGAUUGCGCGAGGCUGUCAUGGACGCGUAUCGCCGCAAUAAGCGCACAGGGGCGGAGGCACGAAAAAACGUGGACAUGCAUCAUCAAUUUCCUGUGUUCUCCUGA